AUGGACUUCUUAUUUGGUCGGAAAAAGACACCAACAGAAAUGUUGCGGCAAAAUCAGCGCGCCUUGAAUAAAGCUAUGCGUGAAUUAGAUCGAGAACGAUCACGUCUGGAAAUGCAAGAGAAAAAGAUAAUCGCUGAUAUUAAAAAGAUGGCUAAAAUGAAUCAAAUGGAUUCUGUGAGAGUAAUGGCAAAAGAUCUUGUUCGAACUCGUCGAUAUGUCAAAAAGUUUAUAAUGAUGAGAGCUAACAUACAAGCUGUUUCGCUAAAGGUGCAGACUUUAAAAAGUCAAGAUGCCAUGGCACAAGCAAUGAAAGGUGUAACGCGAGCUAUGCAGAGCAUGAGUCGACAAUUGAAUUUACCUCAAAUCCAGAAAAUUAUGAUGGAAUUUGAAAGGCAAUCCGAAAUCAUGGACAUGAAAGAAGAAAUGAUGGGAGAAGCGGUGGAUGAUGCCAUUGCAGAUGAAGACGAUGAAGAAGAAACAGAAGCAAUCGUUGCUCAGGUUUUGGAUGAAUUAGGGAUCCAGAUGAAUGAAGAGCUAUCAGCUUUACCCACAACACAAGGCACACUAACGCAAGCUGACCAAAAGCGGCAGCCUCAAACAGCACUAUCAGAUGCAGAUGCUGAUUUACAAGCUAGGUUAGAAAAUCUACGUCGAGAAUAA
Messenger RNA from Thelazia callipaeda (thelaziosis nematode), 660 nucleotides. The record is from the annotation of a GenBank genome assembly. Lineage: Eukaryota; Metazoa; Nematoda; Chromadorea; Rhabditida; Thelaziidae.